AUGACCUCGCCCUCGCUCCCACCGCCAUCGCCGCUCAAUCUGCCGGAACCAGUGUACGGGCACCGCCGCCCACCUUCGCCGCUGAGAAAAGCGACGACGAUUGACCCAGACACGGGUGAGAUCAGCGAGUCCGAAGAUGGGUCGAUUCACCAGUCAGAGGAGUCGCACGACAGGAGGUCGUGGACACAUUCACACUCUCCGUCUCCGUCAGUGGCAAAGUUUGCUGCCAACUUCGCCCAGCGAGUGGGGUCGCUCGUGAACAGCGUAAGUCCCGGGUCUCGCACGAACGACCUGCCUACGGACGACGAACUUGAAGCAGAGGCCGAACGACAACGGGAGUGGAGCAGACGCGAGGCCGAGCGUAUCAUGCGCCAGGAGGUCGAGGACCGGCGGACGGUCGAGCAACGCGUUAUGGCCAUGCUCAAUGGUACUGAUGGCGAAUCUCCUAACUCGCUUCCGCCGCACCCCUCGCGCUUCCAAACUAUGCCGCCGCCGGCCACGCCCCCAUCACCAACUUCGCAGAAGGAUAGCAGCUGGUGGGCGACUGCGAGGAACAAGCUCACACCGACCAAAGAUCCCCUCACACCCGCCCAGCAAGUCAUCCAGGAGACCAAGGCGCGCGAGAAGGAGCACGAGAAGGAGAAGAAGAAGAAAGAGAAGCUGAGGCAGAAGAGCAAAGAUAGUGGUUGGCCAGCCGCACCCGAGAGCAAGUUCGAGGACCCUGCCUUCAUGACCCUCGGUCUUGCAGCCGCCUCGUCGGGAUUAACAACCCCAGUGCGGCCCAUAUCCGCUGCGCCGUCGUCUCCCGGGUCAUUCCAUCCGCCACCAAGUCUCACGGCAUCACCUCUGCGUUCGGGUGAUGGAUCCUCUUCGCAGGGCCAGCCUAUCUACGCGCAAUUCAAUCCCCAAGGCAGUCUCGAUGUAGCGACUACGCUUCUGACUAUCGCCAAACGCUUCGAAAAACUGGAGAAAUGGACUGUCGGACACGUACGGGCCUUGGAGGAGCGUAUGGACGAUGUUGAGCGCUGGCUAGUGGAGAAAGAGAAAGAGAAGGAACAUACGGGUGCGAAGCCGAGAGAGAAUGGUACAUCUGCUGAGGGAGAAGGAGGUAUGGGUGAAGUUCGAGAAGAACUGGCAGAGAUCCAGGCCCGUAUGGGUGAGCUGGGUCGCGAGAUGGCCAAGCUCAUAACGGCGCCAGGCAACCUCGCAUUGGGCCCCUCUCGCAACUCUGCGGCCAUUGCGCGUGCACCGUCCGCGACCUCUGCAGUCGCGGUACGCUCUAUCUCGCAGAACAUCACCACCAGUCCCACCUCUACACCGCCGCGAGUGGUCGAGUCUGCAAGUCCACCUAUGGUCACUGCGGCGGGUUCGUCGCGAAAUUCACGCACGCGUCUGCCAUACCCUACCGGCGACUACGCUAGCCCGCCAGACAGCACGAUGCUUGGACAAGGUCCUUUCUCACCUCCUAAUUCCCCUCCAUCAUCAAUCACGUCUGCUACGAGGCAUCGGCAUAUGUCCAUUUCCGGGCUUCCCGGACAAGGCACGAGCUCAGUCACCGUCUCCCCGUCUGGUGUUCCCUUCGGAGAGUCGCCCAUGUCAGCUGCAAGUCCGCCGUCUUUACCUCCGCCCAGCUUACCUGCAGCGCGGACUAACAGCGUGAGCCCCACGCCGAUGAAGCGUUACACUGUCGCACUGGACAAGCCGAUCAUGAAACGCGGGAAUCGCGAGAACCAGGAGGAACGCGAGCGAACAGUGACUCCACAUCGGCGCAGCCAGUCAAGGGAGAUCAAUACUGUAUACUUCUCUACCUCUCCGCUGUCAACCUCGCCGAAACCCGACGAUUAUGAGUCGGAUAGCGACUUUGGUGCCAACGAGGAAACAGUGGGCAAGUCAGCAGCCCGUCGCUCGGGCAUCGCAGCUGCAGUCGCUUUGGAAACAACAGACGACGAGGGGAGGAGAUCGCCGUCACUGUCUCCCGUCUCGACUCCCGCCGCGAAGCGCCCUCGUCCGCAGACAAUGUACGGCUCGCAGUUCGCGAAUAUCGCUGCGCCGUCCCCCGUCACUCCACUUAAUGUUCGUCUCCGUUCACGCUCAACUGACCGGUUCGGCCUGGGCAUAUCAGAUAGUAACGGUGCACCUGUACCUGCUACCCCUACGUCCAAGUUCGUGGACCCGCUGGUCGUCCGCCGGCAAACGAAGGAAUCCUUGACCCAGCCAGACCCGCCGAGGGUCAUGCCUGGCAAGCCUCGGGCACCUGUAGGAGAGUUGGUCGCUUACUUCGAUCAGUCGAAGGCGUGA
Rhodofomes roseus is the source of this 2298-nucleotide messenger RNA. RefSeq lists its product as uncharacterized. The record is from RefSeq and is a predicted model, not a curated record. The coding region runs from base 1 to 2298 and encodes 765 amino acids. The transcript has 2 exons. Lineage: Eukaryota; Fungi; Basidiomycota; Agaricomycetes; Polyporales; Fomitopsidaceae.